ACAAAUUAAAUUCCGGUUCGCGUCAAAAACUUGUAAACAAAGUUGGCGGUAAAGAUGGAGAGUGAACCUUCACCAAGUGAUGCCUCAAACCAGGAGUACAGAGUGCAAAUAGCGUCGAAGAAACAAGUAAUGGAGCAGAUAAAUAAAUACAAAGACGUUCUGAAGACGGCUCUCGACGGACAGCCGGAGGUGGCAGAAGAGACGAAGCGAGUUUUAGUGCAGGAGCUGCUGGCGAACUUUGAGGCGGCUGUUCAGGACAACGUGUUGGUGAAUGGACAGCCUUGGCAGGAGGCGCCUGAUGUUGAAGCGGUGGAUGAGGCUGUGGACCUGGAAAGCCUGCUGGAUGACACCAUUGUUGAGACCACCAGGAGGCGCCGUUCCUACCCGAGACAGAUCCUGCCACAUGUGGUCCACUCCCUCAAAGCUGAACGUAAACUCAUGGGGCUGUAUGAGCACGCAGUCAAACCUCAAGAGGUGGCCAAAGAUCCUGAUCAAGAGAGCAUCAUGAACGAUUUGUCAGCAGCAGCUCCUGGGAUGGUGAAACAGGCCAUCCAGGUCAUAAAGUCAAUCAACAGUUUGCAGAAACAAGCUGAAGGCCUCUGCGAGAUCCUCAACAUGAAACCAAGCCACGCCACUCUGGAGAUCCACAGAGAAGUGUUUGGUUUUAACGGCCAAUCAGACGUUCCCCUGCCUCCUGUGAGCGGAGCUUCGAGGAACAGGCAGCCAAUAAAGAGAACCGUAGAGGAAGCAGCAGCCGCAGACUGCUAUGUGCCUCUCAGUAAGAAACCUGUGGCGGAGGUCAAGCCACAGUGACACUUCUGCUGCCGUUCAGAACAACGAAGAUGGUGUGAUGUCAGGAACUAAUAUGUGUUUUUCUGCGCAGUUUUGUUUUUGAACUCUUUUUAAGAAUAGAAAGCAGUGGUUAAAAUGAUAUGACUCAGGAUGUUUAUUCAUUUUAAACAUACUGAAUAAAUAAUAUUAAUGGUGAGACAUCCCAUACACCCAGAGAACUGUUGUUCCCCCUGCAUUCCUACGACUGGAUCGCUUUAUGGCACAAAACCACAAGGUGGCGCUGGCAAAUGCUGCAAGAGCGUUCUAGUUUCUGCUAAAAAAAACAACCCCAAGUAUGUUGAUCGAACUUCAAAAAGAUGUUUCAGGGACAGAAAGAAACUGGGUUAUACCUGAGAGUGGUUCUCCUAACGUCUCAGUGUCUCUGCAGAGCAUGGGAGAUUGUCAGCGAGGGGAGAUUGUAGUUAAUCAAUCACGGAUAGCACCAGUCUGUCAGACGCAUUUAAAAAAAAAAAAAGCCCAAAAAAUGCUACAGCACACUUGGGACAGCCAUGGUAUUAACCAUAUUAACAUUGACAAACCAUAUUAAUCUUGUCUGGUCAAGAAGUCUUGAAACUAUGACGUCAUUUUAAAGGUGCUGUAAGUGAAAACUGCUAUUGUCCAACUUCCUGUCUGUUCUUGCAGUUAGCAGUCCCCUCUCUGCCCCCUCCCUGGAGUUCUCUCUCCUGAUUGGAUAAAGGAUCCAACGGGAUAGCAGAAAUGUUGUUCUCUGUUCACUGCAGGAGGAGGGGUGGGAGACUGGGAGUCACUGACUGAACACUGUAUUUUGGUGAUGGCUGUUGGAAUGUGAAGAAGAUUUGAAGAUUUGAAUGAAGCAUUUUGAAACCAUCCGCAUUUGUGAUUUAAAUUAAGUAAUUGUUUUUAUGACUAAACUGAAUCAGAUGAAAUCCUAAAACGGACCUUUAACUCCAGUUCUUGUUGUUCCUGUUUAUUUUGUAUAAGAAUACAUUUCUAGAGACUUUGUUCCCCCUGCCUGAAAUGAACUGUCCUUCUUAAAAAGAUCUAAAUAUAUCUUGUUGCCGUAUAUUUGUCAUUGUUGGUGUAAAGACACUUACUGGUAUUAUUUUUUAUUUUAUUUCAUUUGUACACUCUUAUCCAUCCUGUACCUGUUUGAAAGGAUAAGGCUGGCAUUAUUCUGUAUUUUUCUUAUUGUAAAUUUCAUAAAAUAACCAAAACCAA
Messenger RNA from Morone saxatilis (striped sea-bass), 2028 nucleotides. RefSeq names its product NSL1 component of MIS12 kinetochore complex (gene nsl1). Gene Ontology annotation, biological process: mitotic sister chromatid segregation. Gene Ontology annotation, cellular component: kinetochore; MIS12/MIND type complex. NCBI's taxonomy places the organism in Eukaryota, Metazoa, Chordata, Actinopteri, Moronidae. The record is from RefSeq and is a predicted model, not a curated record. The transcript is spliced from 6 exons. Bases 55 to 813 code for a protein of 252 amino acids.